AUGUCUAACCUUACUUACGAAGCGAGAUCUCAGACCCAUGCCAGUCCCGUGGCAGCCAAGUUACUGGCUUUGAUGUCCGAGAAGAAAACCAACUUAUGCGCAUCUCUCGACGUUCCUACUACCAAAGAACUGCUAGAUCUGGUGGAGGUUUUGGGGCCUCAUAUCUGUCUGCUCAAAACACAUGUGGACAUCUUAGUUGAUUUCAGCAUGGAGGGCACUGUUAAGCCAUUGAAAGAACUGGCUAAAAAGCACAAUUUCAUGAUCUUUGAGGACCGCAAGUUUGCUGAUAUCGGAAAUACCGUGAAACUGCAGUACUCGUCUGGCGUUUACAAAAUUGCUCAAUGGGCAGACAUUACCAACGCACAUGGGGUCACAGGGCCAGGCAUUGUUCAAGGAUUGAAGCAAGCUGCUCAAGAGACCACUGACGAGCCCAGAGGUUUACUCAUGCUUGCAGAAUUGUCCUGCAAGGGUGCUCUGGCGCAUGGACAAUAUACAAGGGAAACAGUGGAAAUUGCGAAAAGUGACAAAGAUUUUGUGAUCGGGUUCAUUGCUCAAAAUGACAUGGGUGGCCGGGACGAAGGCUUCGAUUGGUUGAUCAUGACACCAGGAGUGGGGCUUGAUGAUAAGGGCGACAGUCUGGGUCAACAAUACCGCACUGUUGACGAAGUGGUUUCCGGAGGGUCCGACAUUAUUAUUGUGGGACGCGGUCUUUUUGGUAAAGGCAGAGAUGCCAGCUUAGAGAGUGCAAGGUACCGCAAGGCCGGGUGGGAUGCUUACUUGAAGAGAAUUUAA
Lachancea nothofagi CBS 11611 is the source of this 792-nucleotide messenger RNA. NCBI's taxonomy places the organism in Eukaryota, Fungi, Ascomycota, Saccharomycetes, Saccharomycetales, Saccharomycetaceae. The record is from the annotation of a GenBank genome assembly.